AGAACAGCAAUGAGGCUUAAAACUGUUGGGAAUGCACUACUCGGCACUUGCUUUCGUUGUCGGAGCAGUGAGUUUUUGAGGCUAAAAUGCUGACGGAAAAAAAUCAAACAGUGAUAAUUAUCGGUUCUGCAAUUCCUGAAUGAAGAAAGGAAUGAAGAUAGUGACAUACAAUGUGAACGGCUUAAGGCCACGCAUACAACAAUACGGUUCACUUCCGAAACUUCUAGAUUCACUCGACGCUGAUAUCAUCUGCUUUCAGGAAACUAAAUUGUCCAAACAUGAUUUACGAGCCGAUUUGGUUCGUGCUGAGGGUUACGAGUCUUUCUUCUCUUGCACUCGUACUUCUGAUCGUGGCCGCUCCGCUGGCUAUUCCGGUGUUGCAACAUUUUGCCGUGUAAAAUCUGCAUUCUUGAGCAAUGAGGUAGCUCUGCCAAUUGCUGCAGAAGAGGGCUUCACUGNUUAUUCAAUAUAUAUGGGCCCAGAGCUGUUCAGGAUGACUCUGAGAGAAUCCAAUUUAAGCUGA
This is a messenger RNA of Nicotiana tabacum (common tobacco), 523 nucleotides long. NCBI's taxonomy places the organism in Eukaryota, Viridiplantae, Streptophyta, Magnoliopsida, Solanales, Solanaceae. The record is from RefSeq and is a predicted model, not a curated record.